Molecule: messenger RNA, 657 nt
Organism: Arvicanthis niloticus (Nile rat)
Lineage: Eukaryota; Metazoa; Chordata; Mammalia; Rodentia; Muridae
Source: RefSeq, a predicted model, not a curated record
UCUCCCGCGCGCGUAGUCGUGGGCAGGAGCAAGGGGCUGCAGCGUUUCCCUGAGAGGCUGAGGGAGCGAGGAACCAUCGGGCCCACCUUCUUCUGCUCAGCGAUCGCCGGCUGCUCCUAGCGGGUCCUUCGCUCGCUCGUCGUGGGGGAGGAAGUUACGGGGACACCAGAGCCCUCUACCAUGCCCGGGGGCGUACCCUGGUCCGCCUACUUGAAAAUGCUCACCGCCAGCCUCCUAGCCAUGUGCGCCGGGGCCCAGGUGGUGCACUGGUACUACCGGCCUGACCUGACAAUACCUGAAAUUCCACCAAAGCCUGGAGAACUCAAAACGGAGCUUUUGGGACUGAAAGAGAGACACCAUAAACCUCAGGUUUCACAGCAGUAGAAACUUCAAAAUACAGCUGUGCCAAGAAUCCUGUGAAUAAUGUUUUAAAUAUGUAUUUUAAAAUGUAUUAAGUAAAACUACUUUUUAAAACACCUAAUCUAGGGGGCUGGAGAGAUGGCUCAGAAGUUAAGAGCACUGUCUGCUCUUCCAGAGGUCCUGAGUUCAAUUCCCAGCAACCACAUGGUGGCUCACAACCAUCUGUAAUGAUAUGUACCCUCUUCUGUCCCACAGGCAGAAUGCUGUAUACAUGAUAAAUAAAUCUUAAUAUUAUUU